AUGGCUCUUCGGGGCGCUGGGGUCCUAUAUAGACGUGAUACUGCCUCCUCAUUCUUGGAGCUUUCUUUCCCUUCCUUCUCUACGCACGCAGGCUUGCUAGUCUUCCCUCUUUCUUUCGGACAUUCACUUCAAUACCGGUCUGUGACCGUCGCAUUCUUUACUUCCAACCAACUAUCGCUCUUUCUCGGUAUACUGGUAUACCUGCCAAUCACUCACUCUAUCUAUCUUUCUCUCGCUCAAUCAGCCAAUCGAUCAACCAGCCCAAUCUUCAAAAUGAAGCAAGCUACUUCCAUCCUCGCCGCCGCCGGCCUCUUCUCCCUCGCCAACGCCCACGGCUACAUCACCUCCCCCUCCCCUCGUCUCCCCGGUGACGCCAUGGCCGCCGCGUGCGGUCAGCAAGUCUACAACAACCAGGCCGCCGACCGCGCCGGUAACGUCCAGGGCGAGCUCCAGGUCGCCUCCGGCCAAUCCGACUACGACGCCGAUGCCUGUGGUAUCUGGCUCUGCAAGGGUUACCAGUUCGCCGACAACACCGACAAUGUGCAGUCCUACACUGCCGGCCAGGUCGUCGACUUCGUGGUCGACAUUGUCGCUCCUCACACCGGUGUCGCCAACGUCUCCAUUGUCGACACGGCCACCAACACCGCCAUCGGCUCCCCGCUCAUCGAAUGGACUGAGGACUACGCCUCUACCGCGACCGGCGUCAGCGAGGACGAGACAAACUUCUCCAUCACCAUCCCUGACGACCUGGGUUCCAAGUGUUCCGAGGCCGGUGCCUGUGUUAUCCAGUGGUAUUGGUUCGCCGAGAGCAUCGACCAGACCUACGAGUCCUGCGUUGACUUCACUGUCGGUGGCUCUGGCUCUGGUGGCGAGUCGCCCUCUGAGCCUGCCGAGUCGAGCUCUGCUGCUCCUACCUCUACCUCCUCUGCGGCCCCUACCUCGACUGCCAGCGUGACCGCCACCACGACUACCACCGCGGCUCCCACGACCACCGCCGUCCCCACGACCCUGACCACCUCCGUCCGCCCAACCUCUACCACGACCGAAGGCUCCAAGGAGACCUCCACCACCGUCCCUUCUUCCGCCCCUACAUCGACCGGAAUCUCAAUCCCCAAGGACGGCACUGCCGAGGAGCAGCUGAGCUUCAUUUCCAGCCUGCUCAAGGCCCUUCUCGCUUACGAGUAA
Molecule: messenger RNA, 1185 nt
Organism: Aspergillus calidoustus
Lineage: Eukaryota; Fungi; Ascomycota; Eurotiomycetes; Eurotiales; Aspergillaceae
Source: the annotation of a GenBank genome assembly